Molecule: messenger RNA, 840 nt
Organism: Lecanosticta acicola
Lineage: Eukaryota; Fungi; Ascomycota; Dothideomycetes; Mycosphaerellales; Mycosphaerellaceae
Source: the annotation of a GenBank genome assembly
AUGGCUGGAACCUCUGGACAAACGGACGACCAAGCUGGCAUCUUCGACAAACAACAAUCUCUGUGGUUCGUACACAACACCUCGCCGUCAGUAAUGAGAGCGUUCACAUCAGUUGUCGCUCAUCUAUUCAAAGUACCGGCGAAGGACGAAUCGCUUACUUCACCCACCAAAGACCAGAGUCGCCUGGGAAACCCGGACAAGAUGUCUCAGAGCCAAGUACAUCAGAAAUUGGAAGAAGUCCUGGCACAGCUCGUCGCAGCCCAAGGAGAGCUGGUAUGUUAUGACUUCAUGGUGACAUCUUGACCAAGCUAACAUUGCGCUGCACAGGACGCGGAGAAGGCGCUUCUUGCUGAGUUGGAGGCAUGGGCCACUGAGUUGGGGUCCGCUCCAGAGGCUGCUCCGAUCGACACAAGCAUCGAAGAAAACAACGCCGGCUUGCCGCUGAAUGCAAUGGUGGAGAAUAUCGAGAGAAUGCCACGCCUGACCAACAUCGUCGCCUCUACCACCACGGACUUGGUGGCUGCUGUGAGCAAGAGCGUCAGUCUUGUCCUGACACCACUUUGGAACUCCGCCCUCGAUGCGAGCAAGGCUAUUGAGCAGCGUCGCAAUGCUCUCCAGGGACCGCCUCGUCUCAUGUUCGAGGACCGUGUGGGUCAGACGUUUGGUCUGAAGAUUCAAAAAUUGGAGCAUGCUACGAUUGAACUCGGCAACCAGUUGAGCGAGGCGCAAGUCCAAGAGGUCCUGGUCGACAUCGGGCUUGUCUUGGAUUUGAUCAAGUCGAUCGGUGAGCUUGCGAGCACCGUUGUCGGGGGCGCGGAGAAGGUCUUGAAGGACAACUGA